AUGCCGCCGAAAACCCGCGAUGAAUUCGAAAUAGCCAUCAUCUGCGCGCUGCCUCUCGAGGCAGAUGCAGUUGUAGCCUUAUUCGACGAGUACUACGACGCGGCUGGCGACAGAUAUGGCAAGCUGCCAGGUGACGGAAACACAUACACAACGGGGCGAAUAGGCCAGCAUGAUAUCGUCCUUGUCCAUAUGCCUGGGAUGGGCAAAGGGAGCGCUGCGACAGUGGCUUCAAGUGCUCGCAUGAGUUUUGUCGGAAUAAAGCUUGCGCUGGUUGUGGGAAUUUGUGGAGGUGUGCCAUUUGCAUUCAAGAAUAAUCAACAAACCGAAAUCAUCCUGGGCGAUGUUGUUAUUAGCAAUGGUGUUAUUGAGUACGACUUUGGUGCGCAAUAUCCGGAUGGGUUCAACAGGAAGAGUGAUGUGAAAGACACGCUGGAACGUCCGAAUCGAGAUAUAAGAGGCUUUCUCGCCAAAUUGGAAACAAGCAGGACGAGAAAGCAGUUGGAAUUGAAGCUGUCGGAAUACGUCGAUCAUGAUCUUCAACAUACCAGCGCAAACUAUCCCGGCGCUCAGCAAGACAUAUUGUACGAAUCCUCCUACCGACACAAGCACCGCAACUCCCCCGGCUGCACAUGCACAAGCAACAACUCUUCUCAGGAUCUGGUCUGCCCAAAAGCCCUCCAAGAAGACUGCGAAGUCCUAGGCUGUGGAGGAAACUUCAUACCACGGAAACGUCUACAGGUCAAAGAGCGUCCGAAACCAAUUGUCCACUUUGGCAAGGUCGCCUCGGCUGAUACCGUGAUGAAGUCGGGCGAACACCGCGAUACCCUUGCUAAAAAGGAAGAUGUCGUCGCAUUCGAGAUGGAGGGUGCUGGAGUCUGGGAUAGUUUKCCGUGUGUAAUCAUCAAGGGGAUUUGUGAUUAUGCGGAUUGCCAUAAGAAUAAACGCUGGCAACGGUAUGCCGCAAUGACUGCGGCGAGUUGUACAAAAGCCUUUCUUGAAUAUUGGACUCCAAGAGCCAGGGUGCAAAGUGUCUUGGUCAGCAAUCACUUCAUUUCCACGGUGCCCAUGAUCCGGAAUAGUGGUUUUCAUGGACGCAAAGAAAUCCUCGAGAAGCUUGAUGAAAUAUUCGGCCAUGCAUCUGACCGCCAAGGACGCGCCGCUUUGUCUGGGUUAGGAGGUGUAGGGAAGACUCAGAUUGCCCUCGAGUGGGCACAUCGAAACUCCUCAUCUUCCCAUAUUCUCUGGGCGAAUGGUAAAUCGAUCGAAACGCUACAAGAAAGCUAUCUAGAGAUCGCCAAAAAAGCAGGUAUCAAUCUGAAUGUGACUGCUCAAGGUGAAGCCGUUGGUGCAGUAAAGAAUUGGCUUGAUUCGACAGCUUCCGGUGAUUGGCGACUGGUCAUUGACAAUGUGGACGACCAGCACGUGGAGUCAGCAUCUAUCAGACCGCUUUUACCUAUAAGGAGGGGAGCAAUAUUGUUCAUUGGUGCACGGACAGAUGAUAUCGAUCACUUGGUGGAGGAAAGCUCACGGAUUGAGGUGCCGCCGUGGACACAGGAGGAAGCCACAAUGAUGCUUUUGAAGCUCGCAGGUCUUACGAAAGAACCAGGGACACUAGAUCCCGAGGCACAAAUGCGAUACAAGAACGCAGUUGAUCUGGCUUCGCGGCUGGGUUGCAUUCCUCUUGCCAUUGCUCAAGCCGCUGCUUAUAUCAAGAAAAACAAAAUCUCAAUACAGUCAUAUACCAAUGAAUUGUUUUCAUCGCAGACGUCGGCCGAGGUAGAGCGGUCCAAACUCUUAACUCGCACUAUUCACGGGCCCUCUGACCUUAUGCCACAAGCGGUCAUGGUUACUUGGGAUUAUUCAUAUGAACGCUUGAAGAAACAUACGCCUGCAGCAGCCAAACUUAUCCAGUUCUUCUCUUUCUUAUCGCCAGAUGGCAUACCAUUCAAAAUGCUAAAUCAAUCGACCCUACAGAAGAUAUGUGACGCGGGACCUGAUUUCAGCCUGAUAGAGGAGCUAGGUCAUCUCCAAUCAUUUGCUAUGCUACAAAUGACUUCUGCGUCGGAAAAUGGUGGGCCGGGUUCUAUGGUUAUCACAAUUCCAGCUUUAAUUGCCACAUGGAUAAGAGAUACCAAAAUUGCGAGCCCAGAUCGAGCUUCUAUCAUUGACAUUGCGUUCCGACUUGUGGCCGAGCAGUUUCCUCUAGCCAAUAGGUAUACACCAGCUGCUGGCUCGCACUUAGUCUCACAUGUGCGAGCAGUUCAAGGUCAUCGCGACACUAUCAAAGCUGAGAAGGACACGCUUUCUAAACAGCUAGACUAUAGAAUGGGGCGACAUUUGUUCUACAUGGGGCAGUAUAGGGAGGCGAAGGAACUGUUAACGACUCAUUUUCACUACCUCCAAGAGACAGAUAGCGACACUCGUGAACAAGCAAUUUGUGGACAUUAUGUCGCCUGUUCACUCGACGCUCUGGACGAUCAAGCUACCGAAGAGUGGUUUGAUCGAACCAUUGAACUGGGAAAGGCUUUGUCUAACACGGACGAGUUUGACGCGUGGGAGACUCUCACAAGGAAAGCAGGCCGUGCCUUCAAGAAAGGGAGCCUACCAAAGUCGAAAGAAAUUCUGAACCAAGUCUUGAAAGCUCGGAGCGCGUCGUUGCCAGAUGGCUACGAUGAAUCAUGUAUCUUUCCCUUGAAGUUGAUAGCUGGUAUAUGUCAGCGACUGGACGAAAUUGAGGAGGCGCUCGAAUUCUAUUCAAGCGCCUUGGAUAUUGCUGAACGUGAAUACGGGAUCAGAAAUGGACUGACCAUGAAGCUUCUUUUUGGAAAGGUCGAAGUGCUUAAGGCAUUAGAAGACAACGGCAAGGCUGAAGAAUGUCUUCAGAAGUAUCUUCUCAAGUUCUUCGAUCAAAAAUUCGCCUCGAACCAUGAAUCUUCAUGUUUGAGUGAGACACUUGAGCAAGUUUUCCCCGUGCUGAGAAAUUUGUAUCAAUACCACCCCCAGGACGAGAUUGAUCUCAAAGAUUACAUUGCAGAUGUCUACUCAAAAGAAGGCAAGCAUUUCCGAGCACUCAAUUGGCAUACAGACGCAUACGAUCAAGCUAGGAGCUCUUUUACCGAUGAAAGUCUUUACACUGCUUUUCUUCGUGAGCACUUGGCCAUGGCUCUGUCGAAAGUUGGAGAUUACGAGCUUGCUAUCACCCAUCUGCAUGCUGUGAUCAAAGUCCGAGAAAAUAACAACGCUGAUGAGAUGGCGAUUCUCAACGCGCAGUCCGCGGAAGUAUUUUUCCUUCUCGACAGUGGAGAUGGAGUUCGUGCACUUGAACUUGGUAUCACAAUCUAUGAAAAGUACAAAGAAAUCUGCUCUGAAGAGCAUUGGGAGACUAUCAAUAGUCUGACCAAUCUGGCAAACAUAUACCAAGAAAUAGGCUUUCCAAGCAAAGCCCUGGAACUCUCUCAACAGGCUAUGGAAGCUUUCGAGGCCACUGACUCUGCCGAGGAUGAAGAUACAGCUUUCCUUUCCAAGGUACGGGGUCUAGCUCUUGCGGACCUCGGCAAAUAUGAUGAAACCCUUGCAGCUUUGAAAGUGAGCGUCGAGAAUUAUCAAAAUGAUCCAUAUGAAUCCCUGCUUGUCGAGAUUGAAAUGGCCCGAGUACAAAGCAAGCUCGGAAAUCCAAAAACAGCUCUUAAAUCAUGUCAAGAUGGUCACAAGCGAAUCAAUGAAUACUCCGACGACCCGGCCGGCCAUCCAUUGCGAUGGCAAAUUUUCUUCGCCGAAGCAUCAAUAUACAUGGACCUUUCCGAACCCGACAAAGCACUAACCGCGCUCCGCAAAGCCGAGGACAUGGCCCUAGCCCAUUUCAACAAAACGCACACAUCCAUGUCCAAGAUCUUCCUGGCGAUGGCCCGCGCCGAAAUGGCGUUGGCCGAGAAGACGAAGCCGAAGAAAAAGGGAAGCCCCUGGCAAGAAUCGAAUGGCCAUUUCCAGCGCGCUCACGACUUUUAUGCGCAGUCGGCAGAGGGUUUUCGUCGAAGCUUUGGAAAGGAGAGCAAAUAUGUGGGUGAGGCGACUGAUGGAAUGAUUAUUUCGGCGAAGCAUAUGGCGGAGUUGCAGCUACAGAAUGCUCAGGCGCAGGGCGGUAAAUUUCGUAGCAGCAAAGUUCGAUACCCAUCCACCCUGACAUUUCCCUCUCAUACCGACGGAGAACAGACCGAUGAAAAACAGGAUCACUUUCCCUCAACAUCCUCCGCUGCCGGCGCAGCUUGCUCACCCUCGUCGGAAACUUUCACGCGCUCGUUGUUGGGCGACGUCGCCGUCUCACCCGCCGGCGAUAUCUGA
Messenger RNA from Talaromyces amestolkiae, 4338 nucleotides. RefSeq lists its product as uncharacterized. Gene Ontology annotation, molecular function: catalytic activity; protein binding. The coding region runs from base 1 to 4338 and encodes 1445 amino acids. NCBI's taxonomy places the organism in Eukaryota, Fungi, Ascomycota, Eurotiomycetes, Eurotiales, Trichocomaceae. Gene Ontology annotation, biological process: nucleoside metabolic process. The transcript has 4 exons. The record is from RefSeq and is a predicted model, not a curated record.